AUGUUACUGAAAUUAAUCUGCGUAAUCGCAUUGACACAAACAUUGGUGUCAGCUGCGCCCAAGAAGAAAGCAUCGGAGGAGCAUGUUGCUGCGCUAUUUGUUAAGGACACUGAUAAUGGUGAGUUGCGCUUCUUGACCGGCACCAGCAACGUCAACCAGUUGAUCACACAAGGACAGGAUUUUCUUGAACAGCUGCGCCCAAAUAGUGGCUCCAAUAAUAUUCAACCAAUUUACAUAGAUUUGAAUGGCGGCGUUCAGACUACAUCACCGACUGUCAGUACUAGUAGUACUGGUAGUGGUGGCAAUGGUGGUGCUAUAGGUGCUGUUGCUUCUAAUGCUUCACCAGUUGCGGAUCUAUUACCGCAAAUUGUGGGUCAGGCUGUUGCGGGCGGCAACACAUCUCCAACAACUACUACAUCAGGAAGAAGGCGUCGUGUAAUUAGACGUGGUAACAAACGUCGUCAAGGCAAUCGUUGUGGUAUUGCGGCCACAACAGGGUUAAUUCAAGCUAUAAAACUCAAUUUUAGAGAUGAAAAAUGUGUGGAAUAA
Messenger RNA from Bactrocera tryoni, 549 nucleotides. RefSeq lists its product as uncharacterized. Bases 1 to 549 code for a protein of 182 amino acids. The transcript is spliced from 2 exons. The record is from RefSeq and is a predicted model, not a curated record. Lineage: Eukaryota; Metazoa; Arthropoda; Insecta; Diptera; Tephritidae.